Messenger RNA from Anoplopoma fimbria (sablefish), 4563 nucleotides. It is a transcript of the gene prkd3, whose product is annotated as protein kinase D3. The transcript is spliced from 19 exons. The record is from RefSeq and is a predicted model, not a curated record. Bases 434 to 3082 code for a protein of 882 amino acids. Gene Ontology annotation, molecular function: protein serine/threonine kinase activity; ATP binding. Gene Ontology annotation, biological process: protein phosphorylation. NCBI's taxonomy places the organism in Eukaryota, Metazoa, Chordata, Actinopteri, Perciformes, Anoplopomatidae.
GGAGUUGCAAAGUUUCUUCAGUAAACUCACAAUGGAAAGAGGAGCGCCCUUCGCAGACUGUGAAGGCUUCCUGUGGUCAGAGUGGAUUACCGCCUUCAGUAAGGAGAAGGAGCCACACUCCAGGAUAUGAAGCUGGUUGCAGUGAUUUUCCUGCAGAAGUCUGCGGAUUGUUCACAGACUUUUCCUCCAUCACCUGCCCGUCUUGUGCAUGAGUGUGUGUUGUGUAAGCUCAGGCGGGCGGACCCUCUUAAUUUAUGAGAAACAAUGACACUUUGAUAUAAAAAACCCCCACAGUGCUGACUCACUGCCACUGAUGAGGACCAAAGAUUCCCCCUAUCAAGAGUCAGCUGUGUUUUUCUCCUCCAGCCCUCACUAACAACAAAAAAAAAACCUCCACCAUUCAGCGCUCCUCGUUGCCAUUGGAAGAAACCCAAUGUCUGCCUCCUCUCCCCCAUCCUUACCUCGAGCCUUCCUCCACUCUCUCCAUCCGCACCACCCAUCCGGCCCGCUCUACGCAAGGCUGUCCAACGGGGGUCACAGCGUCCCCAGCCCCACCAACUCCCGCGGCUCUUUCCACGGGGUGUCCUUCCUGCUGCAGAUAGGACUGACCAGAGAGACGGUGAACCUGGAGGCCAGUGACCUGUCGCUUUCCGCUGUCAAGGACCUGGUGUGCUCCAUAGUGGACCAGAAGUUCCCGGAGUGCGGCUUCUUUGGCAUGUACGACAAGAUCCUGCUGUUCCGCCAUGACUUAAGUGACGAGAACAUCCUGCAGAGGCUAACCUCAGCGGAGGACAUCCACGAAGGAGACCUCAUUGAGGUGGUGCUCUCUGCUCAAGCCACAGUUGAAGACUUCCAGAUCCGACCCCAUGCCCUUUACGUCCACUCCUACAAGGCCCCCACCUUCUGCGAUUACUGCGGGGAGAUGCUAUGGGGUCUCGUCCGGCAGGGGCUUAAAUGUGAAGGAUGCGGGCUAAACUACCACAAGCGCUGCGCCUUUAAGAUCCCUAAUAACUGUACUGGUGUCAGGAAGAGGCGACUGUCCAAUGUCUCACUGCCCGGACCCUCGCUCUCCGUCCCCCGACCGGCACCUGCGGAGAAUGCCGUGGUCGUCCUGGACGAGCAGCAGAGGUCCCAUCAGGAGGCAGGGAAGAGGAUCCUGUCCUGGAGCGGCAGGCCUAUCUGGAUGGAGAAGAUGGUGCUGGGCCGGGUCAAGGUGCCGCACACCUUUGCCAUUCACACCUACACUCGCCCCACUAUCUGCCAGUACUGCAAGCGUCUGCUCAAGGGUCUCUUUCGCCAGGGCAUGCAGUGUAAAGAUUGCAGAUUCAACUGCCAUAAGCGAUGUGCUUCAAAGGUACCUCGGGACUGUCUGGGGGAGGUGGACUUCAAUGGAGAGCCAGCCAGCCCUGGCCCAGACUCCGACACCACCAUGGAUAAUAUGGAGGUGGACAGUGGCGAUUUGGAUGGCGGCAGAGGACUGGACGACCCCGAGGAACCCUCCACCCCAGAUGAGAGGAUGUUUGACAUGGAUUCUCCCCUAUUGGAUAGAGAGAAGGACGAAGAGCCCAUCAAGACUAUUAGCCCUUCCACCAGCAGCAACAUCCCUCUGAUGCGGGUGGUCCAGUCCAUCAAACACACCAAGAGGCGGAGCUCCACUGUGGUGAAGGAGGGCUGGAUGGUUCAUUAUACGAGCAGGGACAACCUGCGGAAGAGACAUUACUGGAGGCUGGACAGCAAGAGUCUGAGUCUCUUCCAGAACGACACCGGAGCCAAGUUCUACAAAGAAAUCCCUCUGUCCGAGAUCCUCCAGGUGGAACAGUCCAGAGACUACAGUAAUCUGGCCCAGGGCAGCAACCCACACUGCUUUGAGAUCAUCACAGCCACCAUGGUCUACUAUGUAGGGGAGAACAACUGCAGUCACUACCACAGCCCCGCUCUGGCUGCCUCAGGAGUCGGCAUGGAGGUGGCUCAGGGCUGGGAGAAGGCCAUCAGACAGGCCCUGAUGCCCGUCACCCCUCAGCCCAGCGUGGCCAGUGCUGCUGGCCAGGGCAAGGAUCAUAAAGAGCUGUCCAUCAGCAUAUCCGUGUCCAACUGCCAGAUCCAGGAGAAUGUGGAUAUUGCUUCAGUGUACCAAAUAUUCUCUGAUGAAGUGCUGGGAUCCGGCCAGUUUGGCAUCGUGUAUGGAGGCAAACAUAGAAAGAGCGGCAGAGAUGUGGCCAUCAAGGUGAUUGACAAGAUGAGAUUUCCUACCAAGCAGGAGAGCCAGCUAAGGAAUGAGGUGGCCAUUUUACAGAAUUUGCAUCACCCAGGUAUCGUCAACUUGGAGUGCAUGUUUGAGACGCCGGAACGGGUGUUCGUCGUCAUGGAGAAGCUGCACGGCGACAUGCUGGAGAUGAUUCUGUCCAGCGAGAAGAGCAAACUGCCUGAACGCAUCACCAAGUUCCUAGUCACACAGAUUCUGGUGGCCUUGAGACAUCUGCACUUCAAAAACAUUGUUCACUGUGACUUGAAGCCUGAGAAUGUACUACUGGCGUCCGCGGAACCUUUUCCUCAGGUGAAGCUGUGUGACUUUGGCUUCGCCCGCAUCAUCGGCGAGAAGUCGUUCCGGCGCUCGGUGGUUGGCACCCCGGCUUACCUGGCUCCAGAGGUGCUGCGCAGUAAAGGCUACAACCGCUCCUUAGACAUGUGGUCAGUGGGAGUCAUUGUGUACGUCAGCCUGAGCGGGACUUUCCCUUUUAACGAGGACGAGGACAUUCACGACCAGAUCCAGAAUGCUGCCUUCAUGUACCCCCCUACGCCCUGGAAGGACAUCUCCGCGGAGGCCACAGAUCUGAUCAACAAUCUUCUCCAAGUCAAGAUGAGGAAGAGGUACAGCGUUGACAAGUGUCUCAGCCAUCCCUGGUUACAGGACUAUCAGACAUGGCUGGACCUCAGGGAGUUCGAGACGCGGCGAGGCGAGCGCUACAUCACCCACGAGAGCGACGACGCACGCUGGGAGGAGUUCGCAGACGAGCACAGUCUCCUUUAUCCAAAACACUUCAUCAUGGCUCCCAACCUGGACGACAUGGAAGAGGACCCCUAGUGGGGGACUUACUACACCACAUGUAUUAAAAACGGACAAGAAGUUUCACAGGGAGACUUUGGGAGUGACGGUUUUACCCCCCACCCCCCAGAACUGUUUGUUGUGUAAACAGAGAGAAGCCUAUCAGGUGGAGAAUCACUCUCCAGAGGCUUUAAAGUGGGGGACAAAACCUGCCAGAAUUUGUAGCACGAUGCACUGCUACAAGCAGUACGCAGGUGGAGAUGCACGCCACAGAAACGCAUUAAGAAACUAUCAGGAGAGAAGAGUGUCCAUCUACUUUUUUGCACGAUAUCAAAACAUUCCAUGGAUUUACUAAAGUUUGGUUCAUUGUUAAAAACAAUCACAAACCCAAACAAGGUGAACUGAAUAGUUUAGUUAGUGUACUCACAAUUUUGGAUGACUUUGAGUAAUAAUAUGACUCUGUUCUUCAUGUGAGAGAAGUGGUCGGAUAGAGAGCUUACCCCAGGAGUAAAGGGCACUUUUCACAAGGGAUUUACAGUCUGAGAAUUUUAAAACGCAUCAGUUUUGUUCUCAUUUCCCACCCGUUUGUGAGACUGUCCUUUGACAUGAAACUGGAACUAUCACAUAUAUUUGUAUGGUUUUUUUAAUGUAUUUUUCAAAUGUGGUAGAUUUUUGCACUAUAAUACCAUUGAACAUAGCAAUUGAAUAGAAACACUAUUCGCUGCUACAGAGAGCAAACAGUGUUUGAGUGUCCAGACAAGGUGCAAAGUUUUAACCAGAGACAAUCGGCAGAAAGUUGAUGCAACUCAUGCGGUAUUGGCUGAUUUGUCACCAUUUUUUUAUAACAAAACUCUACAGGUAUUUUCAACCAACACUUCUUUAGAGUUUGGCAGCUAAUAGUGUGCAUGUUUGAUCAACUUUCCCCUGGAGACAGUGACCAACAGACCCUGACCAAAAAUGUGUUUCAGUGUUUCCAAACCUUUUCUAAAUUGACAUGAAUAUUCAUUUCUUGAGUCACUGAAUAAGUCAUUAAAUGCAAUAAUGGAGCCAUUUUUUUUUCUGUUCAACAUGAUGCAAAAGCGGCAUGGACUCUAUGUUAGAGCAUCAUGUGUCUGUGCAUCUUUUUCUGUACUAUCGCAGUAUUCUUGAAUGUGACUUUUUAAGUACUCCAAUUCUGGAAUAUGUAUUUCUGAUUUAGGUAUCUGAAGUGUUGCAUCGCCGGAACCGGCAAACCGAGGUUUUACAUAGAACAAAAUAUUCGUAUGAGUUUCCAUGUUUAUGAUGUCUGGACCGUUUUAACAGCCGUUUUUGUCUAGACAGUGGACAAAGUAGAAACUAUUACAAUUUCGUCCACAUGGGAGUUUAAUGUACUUAGUUUGCUCUGUUGUUGUGUUUUGGGAGUACGUUCCUGUUUCCUGUUGUCCUCUUCCUGUCCUCUUUGUUGCCGCUGGAUUGGCAGGUGUCAGUGUUUUGUAUAUUUCAGUACAUACCAAUGGAAUAAAGAAAGACUCGAUUUCUCA